Molecule: messenger RNA, 9360 nt
Organism: Paramecium tetraurelia
Lineage: Eukaryota; Ciliophora; Oligohymenophorea; Peniculida; Parameciidae
Exons: 6
Source: RefSeq, a predicted model, not a curated record
AUGGGCUUUAGAGCUGUUUUAAUAAUUGCGACAUGUAUUUAUUAAGGGAUUAGCGAUUGUGUUUUUGAUAUCAUAACAAAACCCGAUACAGAAUAAAGAAUAAUUGAAUAAGACUUAGUAUAUUCAGGAUCGAAAAAUUAUGGUUGGGGAGUUUGGACAAAAUAUGAGGCAGGAUAUGGGAGUCCGGAAGAAUUAACUAAAACAAUAUCAACUAUGCAUGUGUUGACUGAAAAGUAUUCUGAGCGAAUAGUGCUGUCCUAUUUCAUUGAAUUAGAUAGGGAUAAAUUAAUAUUUACUCACCAACUAUUAAUAUAGCAUGGAGGAAUAAUGCAAAUUAGGGAGUUGAAGACGGAUGCAGCGACAGUAAACAAGAAAUGGGUCUUUUUCUAUUUUUGUUAUAAUGAAAACUUGAAGUCUUACAGUAUGUUCCUUUAUGCAGAAGAUGAUACGUUUCAUGUGGGAAUGUCAACAGGGGGACCUUUUGGUGUAGAUGAUUUGGUGAAAGAAUAUUAUUUAGGCCAAAUCAUUAAUUUAAUAAAUCCAUUCGAUUCAUCAAUAAAUUACAAUUUAAGUGUGUUUAUCGGCUAGAUUAGCGAUAUGGACUUAAGAUAUGGGAUCUCCAGUUAUUACGGAGAUAUAGACUCCUUUUUAGCUAGUAUAGGAUCAACAGUUUGUGUAAAGAAGUAUGAGUGUUCUGGGACAACCAAGACAAUAAGUUUCGACAAUCUUCUUCUCAAUGAUUAAAGUGCUCGUGUCUUAUCGAAAUUGAAAUAUGAAAACCAUCGUUUCCUCAUAAGUGGAUGGAUCAAAGUGUCUCCGGUUCCUUUGUAUCAACAAAGAACCUUAGCUCUAUUCAGGAUAACUUUGAAGGGUAAAUACGAAGACGAUAGGUAUUAUGGGGAUCGAGCUUUGUUUUGGCAAUAUUUGCAAAAUGCAGAUCAACCGGAUUCAUCAGGAUUGAUUGUGACCACUUAUCAUGAGAAUACCCCUUUUAUCCCUUAUGAAACCAAUUAUGAUGAUAUAAUGAGUUAUUUGAGUUCAUAUUACAGCAAGGCAAUAACUGAAUGGCAUUGGUUUAUAUAUGAAGAAGGAAGAACUGAAAAUGUUUAUAAUAUAUAGAAUACUAUUUAUUGGGGAAAUGGAGGUCGCAACAUAAGAACAGAUGAAAAUCAUUUAUAAAAAACUCAUUUGAGCGAGUCAACUUUAUACAUGACUCUGGGAGGAGAUAAGUUCUAUAGUUUUUUUGGUCAAAUCUAAUAGUUUUAGUUCCAAUAUUGCCUUGUUGAUGACAACGAAUACUUUUUAAAAUGUCAUUACAGUUGUUAAAGUUGUUUUGGUCCAGCUGAAAUUCAUUGUAUUACCUGUCCUGAUGAAGAUACUACGAAUAGAGCCUACAAUCCAAGUCAGAGUAGUUGUGGAUGCAAAAACUCCUAUGUUGAGAAUGGAGAUAAGCAAUGCGUUAAAACCCAAGAGUACUUUUAGGAUAUCACUAUUCUUGAGGGGGAGAUAGUCAAUUCGAUUGCUUGUGGCUUAGGUUAGUUUUAUGUUUAGUUUGGCUAAAAGUCAUAUUGUGCUGAUUGCCCAGGAAACAGAGAGCCAGAUUUUCUGAGCAGAAGGAAAUUGUUUUGUGUUGAUUGUCUCAAUUAAUAGUAUCAUUGGUAAUCAAAUCCCACAUGCACAUAAGACUAUGAAUAACUGAUUACAAGUUAAACGAGUGCAUAUUAAAAGAAGGCCAGAAUACCUAUAGAUUACGAGUAUUUCCUUAUAAAUUUCAAUGCUGAAAUGAACAAGAUAGAAAUAGAACUAUGUGAAGGUUGUUUGGGAGAGACAACUGCGAAAUCUAACUAUAUUUUGAAGUAAAAAUUGGAUAAAGAAAUAAAAGUGGAAUGCAAAACGUGUUAUUUUAUUAUUGAUGGAGAAUGUAUUAAUGUUAAUAGCAAUUGUGAUUCUUGUGAUUAAGAUAAGUGUGUGGAAUGCUCAUUAGGUUAUGCACUUUAUUAAAAUGAAUGUUAUAAAUGCCCAGUUCUAUGUCCAAAUGAUUGUAUGUUUGAUGGAUCCAAAUUUGGGUGUUUGAAAUGUGACCUCGGUUAUUACUUAGACAAAGUAAAUAAUGAGUGUCUGUAAUGUGGGGCCAAUUGUAUAAUAUGUGAGCCUGGAAUACCUAUGGAUGGAACUUCUGUUGAAAUGAAGUGUUUUAAAUGCAUUGAUGACGUGGACUACUUUAUUGAUGCUGAUCAGAUCAAUUGCAAGCUGAAAACUAUGCCUCAUUGCAUCUAUCAAUAUCAAGAGUUCUAUUUUCGACAUUAAUUUUCGAAUGAUAGUUACCCGUUUCAUCUUUAAACAAGUUGGGAUUUCAAUUUUUCAAAGCCUUCAGCAUAUAGUUACUAGAGAUGUGCACUUUGUGAAAAAGGUUAUAUUUAUAGUUUUUACGAAUACGGAUCGGGUGUUGACAAGUGCAUGCUAAAGUCAGAAAUAACAGAUGCAGAUAUCCCACACUUUAAUACUCUUGACAUUGCUCCUGAACCUGAAGAUGAUCACUUCUAAAUUAUGUUGUAUCAUGAACAAACAAUCAGUAGGGGGUAUUUCUAGUAUUUUGUAAUGAUGCUUGGAGAUUAUAUGACAGCAACAUUAGAUGGGAAGUUAUAUAAUAUUCCUGUGAUGACUAACAUCGAUAGAAAAGUCAAAAAGAGUCUGGAUGUAACACCCUAAAAAGAGAAAGAUCUAUUACAAGAGUGUGCUACUAAAAAUUGCAGGUAUUGUAUCAAGAAUUAUGUGUGGUUUAUGGAAUAUUGUAUGAGUUGCAAUCAGGGUUAUUAUGCAGACAUGCUCUCUGGUUAAUGUUAUUAAUGUUUGGCUAAGUUGCAUUGUCGAACCUGUCAAUAACAACAUAAAGUAUAUAAGGAUGGGUGGAAAUGGAAAAUCAGAUCCUAUUUUCGUGCAAGAACUUGUGCAAACUUCUGUUUUACUAGUUUUAGUCUCAAGUGUGCCAGCACAAAUGCAGAUGAUUAUGAAGUCUAUUGCACUGAUUGCGAAGAUGGAUAUGAAAUCUAUUAAGAAAAAUGCAUUCCCAAGUGCAGUUGUUCUAAAUGCAUUGUGCAGAAUGGUCAAAAUGUUUGUGUUGAAUGUCCUUCAUCUUUGAUUAAUACAAAUUAGCCCAUUCAAACACUAAUCAACGACAAAUGCACUGAUUGUCCUGCCAAUUGUGCUUUGUGUAGAGAAUUAAAUGACGAUGAGAUCAUGUUAAUCAAUCCUUACUUUAACCCACAAUAUAGUCAACUUGCCAUCUAUUCCAAAUCCUGUAUCAAGGGCUAUGAACCUGACAAAACAUUGCUUCAGUACCAGUACAUCUAUCGUGAUCCCAUCUUAAGUACUCAGAUCUUAUGCAAACAAUACUAAAAAUGCUACUAAUAUUUGGAACAACAAUAUACGAUCUAUUGUAGUCAAGUUGAUUUUGAGAAUGAACUCGAUUCGGCUACUAACAGUAAUACAUUUCUCUACAAAAACAUGGCUUUAUCUCAAUUAUUCUCAUCAACUCAUUUUUCUAUUGAAUCUGAAAAGCUUUUCGAUCAGCUCAAUAAGAAAUCCAUCAAAUCAGCAAAGUAUAUUCUGAAUUUUAGAUACUACAAUGAUGAGCCUUGCAUUAUACCUCCCAAUUCUGUGAUCUUUUCAAAUCUUAGAAAGAACAUAUUUACUCUCCAAUAGUUAGAGAUUAUUUUCAAUGGAGACAUCACAAAGCAGACUUCCAUUCAAGGCACCUUAUCUCUUUAAGAUUUCUCUAAGAUCACAAUAUAGAAUUUUUAAUUUGUUUAAUCAUCUAAACAAACCCAAAUUGCUAUUUCUUAACUUGAUAGAGUCACUUUAAAUCUCGAAAACAUCAUCAUACAGGAUUCAGAUAAUUAUAAAUUUUAAUUCUAAAUCAAAGAUCCUCAAAUUAUUUCGAUCAACAAGUUUAAAAUUAUUAAUUCUAAAAUUGUGGACACUUAAGGGAUUGUUGCCUACUCAUUUAGCUAAUAAAUUACUGAUAGAUUUGAAUUAUAAGCCAAUGAUAUCACACUUAUGAAUUCCUAAUUUACAAACACCUAAAUAAUCAUUCAAAAUUUAGAUGACAAUUGCAACAAUCAAAUACAUCAAAUCACAAAGAUAAAAUCUAUAAAAAAUACUUUCACUACAUCAUCACUAUUCGAAACCUACUUUCCCUUAUCAUAGAGAUAAUCUAGCUUCAUAAUCAAAGAGUUUUCUGUUGAUGGAGACACACUAACUGACUCCAGUUACGCUAUAUUACAAGGUGCUCUUGAUGUAUUGUUGCAAGACUUGACUAUUCAAAACAGUGUCACUUAUGGAGGAACAAAACUAUUUCAAUUGCCUCUAUUUGUUAUUAAGAACUUCUACUUCCUAGAUAAUAGUCUAUAAAGUGAUGAGAAUAGAGUAAUCACAAAUCUAAUAAAUAUCGUAUAUUCUGAUUUGGAUUCUAUCACUUCAAACAUCUUAACUUUUGACAAUAUCAAAUUUGAGAAUAAUUACUAUGUUGGUAGUAAGGGUUUCAUAGAAAUAAUUCAAAGCAGUAACUUUAGAUUGUUGGAACUGUAAAUUACUGAUAUUACAUUGAUCAAAAAUGAUAUGAUAUUAGAUAGGACAACUGCUUAGAGUGCCAUUACUCUAGAAAACUCUACAAUUUACUUGGAUGUAACAGAAUUACAAUUGAAAAAUGUACUUGUUAAGAGAAAUCUAAAUUUGCCUGAAUUCACUAUAAAGAAUGCCAACAAGGUUACCAUAACCAAAUUCACAGGAUAGUUGAUUAAAUAAUUUAACAUACUCCAUCCUUCAAAAUCCUGUCUAUCUUCUGUAGAUGAAGUCCGACAAACAACUAUGUUGUUCUUCUUUAAUAUCCUGAACAUAGAAAUGUCGAAUAUCUUUUUGUCCAAUCUUACAUCUAUAAAUUUACCUUUGAUUUUAAUAAAAUCAAUUGAAAAGUAAAACAAAAGACAAUUAGAAAAUAUCACUCUAUAAAAUUGUUAAUUUACAGAGAAUAUUCUUCUAAUUACCAAAACGUCAGAGUAGUAAGGAGUAUUAGCCAUAAUAUCUGAACAAGAACAAACUAUCGUAUUUUCGAAAAUACAGUCAGAAAGGAAUAUACAACAUAGUUAUAUCGAAGACAUAGCCUUUAUUUCUUCCUCGACAAUUUUAUUAAUCACUCCAUAUUCAAAUGUAGAGAUGAGGGAUUCAUUAUUUUAAAAGAAUAUCGUUACAAAUGGAGAGAAUUCCAAUUUAAUUUUGGUUGGUAAAUAAGUGUCAUUGCUGGAUACGUAGUUUAUAAAUCAGAAUAAUAUAGAGUUUGAGUCCUUUGCGAAAAAUUUAAAUUGGGGAUUCUCAAAUACUGAUUAAGUGUACUUAGAAAAUUUGAUGGCUUCAUUUCCAAUCUAUUCCAAAGGAGGAGCUGGAUACAUCAAAGGUUCAGAACUCUUAUUGGAUAACGUGUAUGUGAACAACACUCAAGCAUUAUUUGGAGGAGGUUUCUAUUUAAUACCAUAAUCUUUGGGUUCGUUGAAGUUGAUAAACUCUUAAUUUUUAAAUUGCAAGACAGUAACAUCAAAUUCAGAGAGAUCUCAGGGAGGCACUUUAUAUGUGGACUCUUCCUAAUCAUAGUUGGAUCUCUUAAUAAAGAACACUACAGUAACUAAUUCAUAUAGUCGAAAUGAAGGAGGAUGCAUUUAUAUUGAACCAUCUAGAGUGACUAGUUCCAUCAAAUUUUAAGAUUUUACAAUUUAGAACAUCUAUUCCUUGUUGACUCCUUUCUUGAGAAUACCUGUAAGUUUCACCAGUUCUUCGCUAAUACUGAAGAUUUAAUUUUCUAAUGUCCAAAUCACUAAUGCUUACAGUGGGUAUUUAGGUUAUUUAGAGGAAAUUGUGAAUUUGAAACAAACUGAAAUAUAGAAUCAAAAAAAUAACUAUUUGAUCUCCAUAGAUUAAGCAAAUGUUUCAAUGCAAAAUUGUUUGUAUAAGAAUAUCUUUAAUUAUGGUUUGUUGAAUUGUCAAGAUUGCCAAUAAGUACUAUUUACAAAUGUCGAGGUCAAAAAUUUCACAAUGUUAUCAGAAGCAAUCAUGAACAUCAUACUGAAUAAAAAGUAUUAAAGUGCAAUUUCAUUUAUCGAGAUCGCUGUGGAGAAUGUAGUAGAAUUUAAUGGGGUAGUAAGUAUUCCAAAUGAAAAGGAAGAGAUUCUUGUCAAUACGGUUUAUAAAUGUUAUUCGAACUAUCAGAUUCCUAAGACUAUAGAUACAUUUUAUACUGAAUAGAGGAAAAAAAUACUCUCGCUCCAUAAUUUCUAUGAGAUAAUUAAUGGGAAAUAGCCCUUGAUUACAAUUCUGAAGAUAGAUUAAGUGUCUAUAUUGCAUUAUCUAUAAUUUUUGAAUUUCAAUAUGGAGCAGAAUUAUUGUUCAAGUUGUGAAAACAGCAUCUUUCAAAUUACUAAUAUUGACAAGGCAGACUAAAAAAAUUUGAUUUACAUCACAGAUUCUACAUUCAAAAACAAUACAUGUGGUAAAUUUGGCUGUGUUGUGGUAUCAUAGAAGGAUGCAAAAUCAUUUCAAACAUAAAAUUCAAAUCGAAUUUUAGCAUCUGAUUCAGUGAUUGGUAAUAUCAAUGCAGAAGUCAAAAUUUUAGACACUGUUUUCAUAGAGAAUACAGCAACAUAUGGCGGAGCUUUGUUGAUCUCCUAAAUCAAUACCUUAAUCAACAAUUGUAUUUUUAAUCAAAAUGCAGCAAUGUAAUCUGGAGGAGCCAUCUAUUAUUAACAUUCUCAUGAUUCCUAAUUACAUCUAUAUAAUUCCUUGAUCACGUACAAUAGUGCCAACGUUGGAGGGGGAUUGUACAUGGGGAAGUAUCAGAUGAAUGAUCCCAAGACCUUGAAUAAUUAUUUGAGAAAUAAUAAGGCCAAGAGUUUUGGAGACAAUAUGGCUGACAAUCCUUCUUAAUUGACUGCACAAGUAGGAACCUAAUUGCUGUUAACUAAGAGAAUCAUUAAUAAUAAUCAAUAAAUUAUAGACCAAAUCUCUUUCAGUAAUUACACUAUAGGUUCAUAGAAUUACAAUUACAUUAUGGUUCCAAGUGGACAGAUAAUAUCCUCGUAUAAAUUCUUUGAUGAAAAUUCUUAAAGCUUUAUCAACUACAAUUUCAGUUUAAGAAUAGUCCCUUUGAAUAAACAAUAUGACAGAAUCAAAAACCUAACUGGAACUGAAUGCACUAUUAAAAGUCGUGAAAUCUUAGAUUCAAAAGAAGGGGAAUUCAAUUCAAGUCUAAUAAAUUUGAAGAGUGUCACUUUCAAUUAGACUUCCUAAGAUUACAAUUUGGAUUCUCUUAUUGUUUACUUCAAUCCAGAUUAGAAUACAAAAGGGUAUUUGCAAUUAGAGAUCUCUUGCAAUUCAGUCUAAAUUAGUAUGUAUUCGUCAGAACCUCCUUAUAAAUUCUCUUCUUUUCUUACUAAUUAUUCUCUAAGAAUCGACUUAUAAGCAUUCCCUUGUCAAAGAGGAGAGUACAAAAAACCAGAUGGCACUUGUGUUCUGUGUGAUGCUCAAUUUGAUCAGUAUAAUAUACAGGCAGGAGAGUAGUGUUAGAUUAAGAACUAAUUGACUAUGGAUGAAGUGAAUGCAGCAAGAGUCAAACUAAAACCAUUUUAUUGGAGACCUUAUGAAUACAGUCAUACUAUUGAAUACUGUUAGAAUUUACCUGAGAAUUGUGUGGGUGGUUGGAAUCCUGGGAAUGAUCUGUGUAUUAGUGCACAUAUUGGUGCCCUCUGUGAAUAAUGUGACAUCUAUAAUGUAAGAGGAAGUGGGAAGUUCUCUACAAGCGCUUUAUACAAAUGUGGAAGUUGUGAAAAUAUAGGCGACAACACCAUUAAGAUUGGGCUUAUCAGUUUAUGGACCAUGAUCUCAAUUUUAAUCUCAGUCAAAGGCACUGUUGAUACAGCAAAUAAGAUAGACCAUGAGAAUAAAUUAUCUAAAUUGAGAAUCUCUGCCAAGAAUCCAAAGGCAGGUUUUGGUGGAGUGUUAAUCAAAGUGUUGACCAACUAUCUUCAAAUUGUUGGAGCCAUAUCAACAUUCUAAUUGUAAUUACCAAGUGUUUUGCAAUCGAGUAUUCGAUCUGUGAGCAAUCCUGUUGAAUCAAUGAGUUUUUCAUUGGAUUGUUUCUUGAUCACCAUAUCAAACAUCAACAUCAUAUACUUUAGAAUGAUCUGGGCUCUCAUUAUGCCUGUCAUAUACAUUAUCAGCUUUUUAGUUCUAUAUACUAUCGCAGUUGUGAUCAAUAUCACUAAGGCCGAUAAAAGUGCUAUUACAACAAGUGCCAUAUAUCUAUUCACAUAUUUAUAGCCUACACUCUUGGGAGGGUUCAUUUCCUUAUUGUCAUUUAGGAAGAUCUCAGACAUCUAUUGGAUUCAAGGGAAUGUAGCCUACAGAUAUGAUACUCAAACCCACUUUAAUUGGAUGAUAACUUUUCUUUUGCCUGCUACUCUUUGUCUUUCUCUAGUGAUCCCAAUUUAUAUGUUUUUGAGUCUAUAUAAGAGAAGAGAAAAGCUGGCAGACGGAGAGACCAGAAGAAUUUGGGGUUACUUGUAUAAUGAAUAUUCCCAGAAGGCCUAUUUUUGGGAGAUCGUCAAGAUUCUGGAAAAGGGAUUUAUGAUUGUCUUCUUGACUUUUUACGAGGACUUGAUCAUCAUUAAGGCAGCCAUGAUCUUCAUUAUAACCUUCCUCUAUUCAAUAUUGACUAAGAACUUUAAGCCUUACAAAUUACAAUAUUUGAAUUUCAUCGAUGAGAUCAGUACAUUAGUUUGUGAAACUUCAAUUGUACUAGGAAUGACUAUCUAUUCAGCUUCAAAUUCAGAUAAUCAGGAAAUAAUUUGGCCUUUCUACAUCAUUUUGAUAAGCAUCAAUACAAUCUUUAUCGUCAUCAUCCUUUGGGAAAUCGUACUUGCAUAAUUGGAGGAUUAACAAGAGAACAUAGACAAGGUUAGGGAGAAGGUUAAUUAGAAAUACCCAGAAUUAUAAAAAAAGAAUUGGCUUUUCCGUAGAUUACUUACAAAUAGGGGACAGCAGUAAAAGAGAGUGAGAGAGAGAUUUUAGAAGAUCAGACAAUACUUAAUGAAAAUAGUAAGGGCUAAUCCAGGAAGAUAUAAGAUGCCAAGUCUUUAAAUAUUUGAUGUUAUUUCGAAUGAAAAAAACAAAGAUUAGAAUGUAAUGGGGUAUUUAUCAUAUUAGAACUCUCCAUCAGCUUCAGACAAGAGAGAUACCUAAAAUUAUAUUGAUUAAAUAAGCAAGGCAAAGGUCUACCCAGAAUUUAUCAUUAUUGAUAAGGUAGAAUCGGAUUAAUGA